Molecule: messenger RNA, 472 nt
Organism: Hibiscus syriacus
Lineage: Eukaryota; Viridiplantae; Streptophyta; Magnoliopsida; Malvales; Malvaceae
Product: cytochrome c oxidase-assembly factor COX23, mitochondrial
Exons: 3
Coding region: 65-280 (71 amino acids)
Source: RefSeq, a predicted model, not a curated record
CCUGACGAAACAAUGGUUUCAUCCAACUUGUUUGUUUCCCAGGAAAAUAGUGAGAGAAGAGACAAUGACGUCAAGAGCUGCAACGCCGCCUUACCCGAGUGCGGCCAGGAUCGCCGAUUCCCCAUGCUUCCCACAAUACACGGCCUCUCUUAAAUGUCUGGAAGAAUACGGCUCUGACAAGAGUAAAUGCCAAGAACAUUUUGAUGUUUACAAGGAAUGCAAGAAAAAGGAGAGGGAGGCUCGUUUGGAACGUAACAAGAAUCGGUCUUUGUUCUCCUGAAAUCCCUCUUGAGAUUUUCUUCCAUGUUCAUGAAGGUGAAGUUACGAGUUAAUAGGGUUAACUGAUACUGGACUCAAAAUCUGUAUAAUGGGUGACUAUGUUAUGGAGCAUAGAAAUAUUUUAAGAAUGUUUUCUAUUUGUGUGGAAUAAUAGCGACUGUCUUUGACUUAGCUAUGGCAUACAUCUUGAGUU